Messenger RNA from Metarhizium album ARSEF 1941, 1107 nucleotides. Its product is annotated as kinase. The record is from RefSeq and is a predicted model, not a curated record. Bases 1 to 1107 code for a protein of 368 amino acids. Gene Ontology annotation, cellular component: mitochondrion. NCBI's taxonomy places the organism in Eukaryota, Fungi, Ascomycota, Sordariomycetes, Hypocreales, Clavicipitaceae. Gene Ontology annotation, molecular function: pyruvate dehydrogenase (acetyl-transferring) kinase activity. Gene Ontology annotation, biological process: regulation of glucose metabolic process; protein phosphorylation. The transcript has a single exon.
AUGCAACAGCUGCCCUACGUCGUCGUAACCAAUCCGCACAUCAGCGAAGUCUACGACCUCUACUACAACGCAUUCGACCAAUUGCGCAAACUCAAAGAAAUCAAGACGCUUGAGGACAACGAGAAACUAUGCGACAUCAUCCGCCACAACCUCAAGGGCCACCUGACCGUCAUACCCAAGCUAGCUAUGGGCAUCCUCGAGUGCGGCGGGCUCAUGGAUCCCCAAGAUCUCGACAAAUUCAUGAACACCAUCCUUACUCGUAUACCGGAGCCAGAAAAAAGAAUAAAAAGAACUCACGCCCCGAAGCGAAUCUCCCGCCGCGUCAUCGCCGAGCAGCACCUGUCCCUCACCGAAACCUUCAACUCACCCUACUUCUCGCCCGGCGCGAAACUCUCCGAAUCCGACUUCAUCGGCGAAGUCUUUAUCAAAUGCUCCGCCAAGGACGUCAUCACGCGGUGCGCCAAAGCCGUUACGGCCCUCGCCCGCUCCACCAACGGCCCGGACGCGCCCAUACCGGACGUCAACGUCGUCGGCCACCUCGACGCAAGCUUCCCCUACAUCCUCAGCCACAUCGAGUACAUUGUCGGCGAGCUCCUCCGCAACUCGGUCCAGGCCGUUGUUGAGCGACACCAGAAACAACGGAACCCCUCGCCCGCCCCUCCCCCCGUCGAGGUCACCAUCUGCGAGGCCCAAGAACACGUCAUAUUCCGCAUAUCCGACCGCGGCGGCGGCAUCCCCCGCGCCGAACUACCCUACCUGUGGUCCUUCUCCAAGGGUCCGCAGUCGGCCAAGCGCCUCGAGAACCUCGGCCAGGUCCCUCGCAUGGCCGCCACAAUGGAGGAGCUCCACGUCGAGGACGAGCUGGGCCGCGCCGACCUCAAGGCCCCUGCCGCCUACCAGAGCUCCCUCUCCUCGCUGACCAGCAGGCCUCCCAACCUGCGACUGGGCAUGGGCCUGCCGCUGAGCAGAGUGUACGCAGAGUACUGGGCCGGCAGUCUAAACCUGCACAGUCUCGAAGGCUACGGCGUGGAUGCGUUCCUGCAGAUAUCCAGACUGGGCAAUAAGAAUGAACAGCUUGUUACGAGAGCAAGCAUGGACUCUGUCUAG